AUGGAAGCCAGAGAUACAACACCAGACAACGCCUCUCUCUCUCUCUCUCUCUCUCUCUCUCUCUCUCUCUCUCUCCAUGGGAAGCAGGUUCUUGGCCUUGUCUGGGUGGGUUUUGAUAGUAGUACUAAGUGUACCUCUUCCUGCGGCAAUAUCCACAACAUAAGCUAUCCUUUCCGACUAAAACAUGAUCCAAAGCACUGCGGCAAUGUAAUGUAUACUCUGUCCUGUGAGAACAACAUUACACUUGUUGUAGACCUACCUCCUUCAGGAAAGUACUAUGUCCAGGCAAUCAACUACCACACCCAAACAAUCCGACUCGUAGAUCCUGGCCUCCAGAACAACAAUUGCUCCUCCAUGCCUCAAAAUUUUCCACCUUUUUUUAGAGAUCCAUAUAGUGUACAUAAUAUAUCAGAUUUACUGCUUUCGACACGUGUACUGCUUUCGACACCUGCACUGCUUUCGACACCUGUAUUUUACAUCAAGUGUUCGAAUCCAGUGAAUUCUUCUCUGUACGUGGACACUGCUCCGUGCUUGAAUAUCAAUGCUUCUUCUUUGGUUCAACAAAAAACGUACAGUUAUGUGAAGGUUGGGGUUAUGGAAGUGGGGGAUUUGAACGAGGGUUGCAGUGCAGAGUGGUCGGCUUUGGCGCUCUUGAACUACUCUAAGGGCUACAAUACCUCUUAUGAAUCCAUACACAGCGCCCUCAUGUAUGGCUUUGAGCUUGGAGUAUUUUGGCCUGAUGAAAUACCUCCCAUCUGCCAUGGCCAAUGGAGUUCUAAUCUUAAAUGUUUUCCACACACCAUCCCAGGUUUCUUUCGAUUUCUAUGCGAGGCUAUUUAUGCUUUCUUUUUUCGUGGACACGUGUACAUUGGGAAACCUCGAUGGUUUCCGUUCAAAAACAUCAGAAGUGGAUGGGUGCCACUCAUUUGCUUGGGUUUAUUUUUUUCAGCAAGACUAAUUUUUGGGGUUCCAUGUCUGAUUGCGUUCGUGAUCUAUAAAUGGCGAAGAAGACAUUUGUCGAGUUAUAGCAUCAUAGAAGAUUUUCUACAAAGUGAUAGCAACUUUUUGCCAAUAAGGUACUCUUACUCAGAAAUUAAAAAGAUGACUAGUAAGUUUAAGAAGAAGUUAGGUGAAGGCGGUUAUGGCUCUGUAUUCAAAGGGAAGUUGCGCAGUGGCCGUUUUGUAGCAAUUAAACUCUUGGGCAAGGCCAAAGGUAACGGGCAAGACUUCACAAGUGAGGUAGCUACCAUUGGAAGGAUUCACCAUGUUAAUGUGGUGCAACUUGUUGGUUAUUGUGUUGAGGGAUUAAAUCGUGCUCUAGUAUAUGACUUCAUGCCAAAUAGCUCUCUUGAUAAAUAUAUUUAUUCCAAAUUGGAAAACAUGCCUUUAAGUUGCAAGAAAAUGUACGAGAUUUCUCUCGGAGUGGCUCGAGGGAUUGAAUAUCUGCAUCAAGGUUGUGACAUGCAAAUUCUACAUUUUGAUAUCAAGCCUCAUAACAUUCUUCUUGAUGAGAACUUUAACCCAAAGAUUUCUGACUUCGGGCUUGCGAAAUUAUAUUCCGUAGAUAAUAGCAUUGUCUCUUUGACGGCAGCAAGGGGAACAAUGGGCUAUAUUGCUCCUGAGUUGUUCUACAAAAAUAUUGGAGAUGUUUCAUACAAAGCUGAUGUCUAUAGUUUUGGAAUGUUGCUUAUGGAAAUGGCAAGCCGAAGGAAGAAUUUCAGUUCAAUGGGAGGGCGUUCAAGCCAAACUUACUUCCCAUUAUGGGCGUACGACCAAUAUGACAAGGGAAAUGACUUGGAGAUGGGAGAUUUUAAUGAGGAGGAAAAGAAAAUCAUAAAAAAGAUGGUUAUAACUGCAUUGUGGUGUAUUCAAAUGAAGCCAAGUGAUCGGCCUUCCAUGAACAAAGUCAUAGAAAUGCUAAGAGGAGAUGUUGAAUGCCUAAAAAUGCCUAUCAGACCUUUUCUGUAUCCACAGGAGAUGCAUGUAGGUGAUGUUCAAGAAAAUUUGAACUUAUUAGGUUCCAACGGGGAGUUAACAUGGACUUUGUCAGCUAGGUGAUCAUCAAAUUUUUAGAAAAUGCAAUCAUUUAUUGUUUUUUUUGUGGGAGGACCUACACACACCAGUGCUAGGACUCCCAAUGACCUUGCCUAAGGGAGCAAUUGUUUCAAACCACUACACUAGUGGCUCCUUUGCAUGGAAUAAUUUAUUGUUAAACUCUGGCUUCCUACUA
Messenger RNA from Prunus avium (sweet cherry), 2230 nucleotides. RefSeq names its product LEAF RUST 10 DISEASE-RESISTANCE LOCUS RECEPTOR-LIKE PROTEIN KINASE-like 2.2. Gene Ontology annotation, molecular function: polysaccharide binding; ATP binding; protein kinase activity. Lineage: Eukaryota; Viridiplantae; Streptophyta; Magnoliopsida; Rosales; Rosaceae. Gene Ontology annotation, biological process: protein phosphorylation. The record is from RefSeq and is a predicted model, not a curated record.